AUUGAUUCCUCCCCCCUACAGAUAUAUUCCUCGGCUCUGGUCUUCGCGCCCAGGAAUAGUCUUAUCCGAAAGAUGUUCGACAAAUGUAUUCCAGGAUGGAUCUCACGACCGCCAGAGGUGGGCCUGGACUGGGGAGAUUGUCUACGAACAUUAGACGGACAUGAAGACUAUUUGGAUGAUAUUACUUUCUCUCCAGACGGAAAGACCAUGGCUUCGGCAUCACACGAUGGCACGAUUCGCGUUUGGGACACCGUAACCGACGAAAAAACGCUCACUCUCCGUGGCCACAUCGGUGCAGUCUUUGCGGUAACAUAUUCACCGAAUGGCAAGACACUUGCUUCAGCGUCCUCAGACCACACAGUCCGCCUAUGGGAUACAGCCACGGGCGAGGAAGUCUCGAGACUAGAAGGCCAUGGCGGGAGUGUAAACAGUGUCGCCUACGCACCCGAUGGGAAACAGAUAAUAUCAGGCUCCGACGAUGGUACCGUUCGAGUGUGGGACGCUCACACAGGCAAGGUGGUGAAGACCCUCGAGGUCCAUGAGAAAACAGUCAGUUCGGUGACCUUCUCCCCGGAUGGUCAGACAAUCGCCUCGGCCGCUCUAGACCGUACCAUUCAACUCUGGGGCGCGUCGACCUACCAGAGAAUCAAAGUGAUCAAAUGCGGCACCCCGACGCGCCUGGUCUAUUCACCCGAUGGCAAGACGCUGGCCUCGGUUGAGAUGAGCAAGGGAGUGCGCCUUUGGGAUCCGGUAACUGGCGAGGAGAAAAAGGAGACGAGAACCGGGUGCUACAUUCGUGCUGUAGCCUAUUCGCCUGACGGCCAACUGUUGGCAUCCAUCGAUGGUGAUAACGCAAUCCGCCUGAGGAACUCAACGACCUACGUCGAGGAGCGCAAGCUGGACCACAGCUCAGCCAGCAAUAGGAUUGCGUUUUCCCCAGACGGCAGAAUAGUGGCGAUCGGGGUCCAUCCAUACGCCAUUCAGCUCUGGGACGUGACAAGACCCAUAUCAGACCAGCAAGACGAGGAAGACAGUUGCCUCUGGAAUCCAGCCACCCAAAAAGUCAAGAAAAAGGGGCCGGUUACGCGUUCUCCUCUUGAGACUGCCGUCUUCUCGCCAACCGGCAGCCGCGCCCUCUCGGGUGAAUAUGAGAAGAUUCAUCUAUGGGAUCCGGCGACGGGCGAGCAGCUGCAAACGCUGCAGGUUCCUGGCUUUCUAGGUGGAAGAAUUGCCCUUUCGCCUGAUGGGAAUACAUUGGCUCUGGCUAGACCUUUUCUAGAUCUCUGGGACAUGGCAGCCGGUGAGCAGAUAACACGCCUGGAUCACUAUGGGGGUUACUCUUACGGUGCCAUUGCUUUCUCUACUAAUGGUCAGAUGGUGGCAUGCCGUAUACAUGACCACCAAUGUUCGAUAUGGAGUGUGCCGACGAGGGAACAUAUCUUCAAUCUUACAAAUCUUCCCAGGAUAUGCAACCGGCUGGAAGUCUCAUAUGAUGGUACGACAUUCACUUGUGUUGAGAACUCGAAUACAUGGGCCUGGAAAUUCGUGAAGAGAAGGGAGCUACCUGUUAAGAUUCUCUGGAUCCCUCUCAACUACAGACCAAACUGCAUGGAUGCCUGUAAUGGCCUCUGUAUAAUGGGAUACGAAAGGGGCGAAGUGAAGUUCCUCGGAUUUAAUUGGGGUUUAUUAUGA
Penicilliopsis zonata CBS 506.65 is the source of this 1692-nucleotide messenger RNA. RefSeq lists its product as hypothetical. The record is from RefSeq and is a predicted model, not a curated record. The annotation marks the transcript as partial. Gene Ontology annotation, molecular function: protein binding. Gene Ontology annotation, biological process: negative regulation of transcription by RNA polymerase II. NCBI's taxonomy places the organism in Eukaryota, Fungi, Ascomycota, Eurotiomycetes, Eurotiales, Aspergillaceae. Gene Ontology annotation, cellular component: transcription repressor complex; nucleus. The transcript has 2 exons.